AUGGAGUGUCAUCCGGAGACUCUACAGAAACUGUCGCAAUGUUUUCUCCACACGCUCUCUCCGGUGCCGGAGCCUCGUCGUGCUGCUGAGAGAUCGUUAUCGGAGGCGGCCGAUCUGCCUAACUACGGCUUAGCCGUCCUAAAUCUGGUGGCCGAACGCUCUGUCAACGAGCAGACCCGCCACGCUGCAGCUGUCAACUUUAAGAACCACCUCCGUUCGCGAUGGCUCCCUGCUGGCGACUCUGGUAUCUCACCGAUGGUUAACUCGGAGAAGGAGCAGAUCAAGACACGCAUCGUUUCCCUUAUGCUUUCUUCCCCACCACGCAUCCAGAGCCAGUUGAGUGAAGCCCUAGCCGUCAUCGGUAAGCGCGAUUUCCAUAGAUCUUGGCCUGGUUUGCUUCCCGAGCUUGUCUCCAGCCUUCAAAAAGCUGCUCUCAGAGGCGACUAUGCGUCCGUCAAUGCUGUUCUUGGGGCUGCUAACUCGAUUUUCAAAAAGUUUAGGCAUCAGUAUAGAACCAAUGAUCUGUUAUCGGAUAUUAAGUACUGCCUGGAGACUUUUGCUCCUUCGUUGCAAGAAGUGUUCCUGAAAACGUAUGAUUCUGCUGCUUCGGGCUCUGGUGCAGCCGACCUCAAGCCCUUGUUUGAGUCCCAAAGGCUGUGCUGCAGGAUAUUCUUCUCGUUGAGCUUUCAGGACUUGCCCGAGUUUUUCGAGGAUCACAUGAACGAGUGGAUGGGAGUGUUUGAGAAGUGUUUAUCCUCCAACUUUCCUGCCUUGGAAAGCACGGCAGAGGGGCUUACAGUUGUUGAUGAUGUUCGCGCUGCCGUUUGUGAGAAUAUCAACCUGUAUAUGGAGAAGUACGGAGAAGAGUUCCAACCAUUUUUGGAGGGUUUUGCAUUAGCUGUCUGGACAUUACUCCGGGACGUGUCCAAGUCUCCGAGCAGGGAUCGACUAGCUACCACAGCGAUCAAGUUUCUGACCACCGUGAGCACGAGUGCGCACCAUGCUUUGUUUGCAGGCGACAAUGUAAUCAAGGAGAUUUGCCAAGGCGUAGUGAUUCCUAAUGUUUCUUUGAGGGAUGAAGAUGAAGAGAUUUUCGAGACGAACUACACAGAGUUCGUCCGUAGAGACAUGGAGGGAAGCGACGUGGACACUAGAAGGAGAAUAGCUUGUGAGCUACUCAAGGGACUUGCCACAAACUACAAAAGACAAGUGACGGAAGUAGUUUCCCUUGAGAUACAGAAGCUCUUGAGUUCGUUUGCAACACAGUGGAAAGAUAAGGACUGUGCUAUUUACUUGGUCGUCUCUCUGGCUACUAACAAGGCACGAGGUGCGUCUGUGUCUACAGAUCUCAUUGAUGUUCAAAGCUUCUUUGCGAACGUGAUUCUCCCAGAGCUGCAAAGCCACGACGUCAACAGUUUCCCGAUGCUAAAGGCAGGGUCCUUGAAGUUCUUGACAGUGUUUCGUACUCACCUACCAAAGCCCUUUGCGAUUCAGUUGUUCCCGGAGCUGGUCCGGUUCCUUAGAGCAGAUUCGAACGUAGUCCACUCAUACGCUGCUAGCUGCAUAGAGAAACUCUUGCUAGUGAAGGACGAAGGUGGAAAGAGCAGGUACGUCGCUAGUGAUAUAAGUCCGUUUUUGCGGCAGCUGAUGACGAACCUGUUUGAGGCACUGACGUUUCCAGAAUCUGAGGAGAACCAAUACCUUAUGAAGUGUAUCAUGCGGGUCCUUGGCGUUGCUGAAAUCACUGGUGAGGUUGCUGGACCUUGCAUCGUGGGCUUGACCUCUGUUCUCAGUGAAGUCUGCAAAAACCCUAAAAACCCUACGUUUAAUCACUAUAUCUUUGAGUCUGUGGCUGUACUUGUUCGCCGGGCAUGUGAGCGUGAUCUUUCUCUUAUAUCUGCAUUUGAAACGAGUCUCUUCCAAAGCCUCGAGCUGAUUUUGGACAAUGAUAUCGCAGAGUUCUUGCCUUACGCGUUUCAGCUGCUGGCUCAGCUUGUUGAGCUGAACAGACCACCUCUCUCACCGAACUACAUGCAGCUCUUCUCGCUGCUCCUCUCGGGUGAGUACUGGGAGAGAAACGCCAAUGUUCCAGCUCUUGUGCGUUUGCUUCAGGCCUUCCUGGAGAAGGCACCUCACGAGGUCACUCAGGAGGAUCGGUUGAGUCAAGUGCUGAGGAUAUUCCACAAGCUUGUUUCAGGUCAUAGCACAGAGGAACAAGGCUUUUAUAUCCUUAACACGAUUAUUGAGUAUCUUGACUACAGUGUGAUUGCACCGUACAUGAAGGGUAUAUGGAAUGUUCUGUUCGAACGACUUCAAAGCAAAAAGACGGUCAAGUUCCAGAAAUUCCUAGUAGUAUCCAUGUCCCUCUUCUUGGUGAAGCACGGACCGGUUUAUCUUGUCGACACCAUGAACACUGUUCAGCCGAACAUCUUCGCUAGUAUCUUGGAGCAUAUCUGGAUUCCGAACCUGAAACUGAUCAUGGGAACCGUCGAGGUCAAGUUAACCGCAGUAGCUGCAACGAGACUCAUAUGUGAGACGCCAGCUCCAGCAGUAUCUAAACUCUGGGGCAAGGCGCUUGACAGUAUCGUGACGCUUGUUUCAAGGCCUGAGCAGGAAAGAGAUGUUGAUGAACCUAAUGAGAUGCCAGAGAAUGUUGGAUACACUGCUGCGUUUGUGAAUCUUUACAGUGCUGGGAGAAGAGAGGAGGACCCUCUCAAAGACAUUAGAGACCCAAAGCAGUUUCUGGUUGCUUCUUUGGGCAGGCUUUCUUCUGCUUCUCCUGGUAGAUACCCUCAGAUCAUUGGGGAGAAUCUCGAAGAAACUAACAAAGCAGCUUUGCUCCAGCUCUGCAAGGCUUACAACUGUGGAAUUGCUUGA
Thlaspi arvense is the source of this 2877-nucleotide messenger RNA. Lineage: Eukaryota; Viridiplantae; Streptophyta; Magnoliopsida; Brassicales; Brassicaceae. The record is from the annotation of a GenBank genome assembly.